AAAAAAUCAGAAAACAAAAACAAAAAUCUUUCCGCUUGAAUUUUCCCCUGCCCUUAAUUCAGUUCAUCUUCCCUCUCCUUCUUCAAUACUUUCUCCUUUUUUCAAACUUUUGAGUUUUAUCCGCCAUUUUCAAGCUUUAAGAUUCAAAAUUCUCAUUAUCAUUGUUCCUCUUGCUUCAAGAAUCAGAAUCAUAGUUUUACUAGAAUCUCCGUUAUUUUUUCGUUUUCCAUCUGAAAAAUUCUCUUCGUUCUUCCACCUGUUUCUUUCUUAGUUUCGCCACUUUCUCAUUUUCUCUCUCAUUAUCUUGUAGGUUCGAAUAAAUUGUUCUGUUGAGAUUGUUAUAUCAGCUCCCCAUUUCUUGAUUUUCCAUCUCUCCAUAUCUUCCUUGCUUCUCGAUUCUCCCUUUCUGAUUUUGCUGCCCCUUGUUUCUUCCUUUGCUGCCUUUGCUUCUCGCCAUUUCACUACUCCUCUCUGUUCUCACUCGCUUGCUGAUUUCACGGCAUUUCUCGGAACAACCCUAAAUUCGGGAUUUGGGUUUGAAUUUCUGGUUCUAUUUUUAGAGAUAUUGACCACCUUCUGCCUUUCUAAUUUCACGCCAUCUCUCGCUCAGGUUUUGCCAAUUAAUUCAACAAAAUCAGUGGUCAGGUUUUUUGAUUCAACCAAUUUUUCUUCCAUAAUGCUGACAAGGAGAAAGCUUAGAAUUACAAGAAUUCUGCCGGGAUAUUGAAAUUGUGAUCAAAUACACUGCAUUGUCAGUUACACAUUUUUACAAAGUAGCUAAACCUGAGAAGAACUUAUUGAUGGCAAAUUACUAUGGCAUUGAUGAUAUUCUUGCUGAGGAGGAGCUCAUUCCUGUGGUGUUUCAGAAGGCAGCAACUGGAGUAGGACUUCUUGACCCCAGUUCUGAAACUAACAAUAUUGAGCAGGGAGCAAAAGUGGAGUUGCCUUUCUGGCUUGCACAUGAGCUGCAUACAAGACAAGCAGUGGUUAUGAAUAUUCCACCCUGUUUUAAUCAAAUGACAAGAAAGGAAAUCCUGGCUGAUCCUGCAUCUGUCGAUCUUCGUGGCCGAUGUCAAUACUUUUAUGAAUUAGGAUGCAAGAUAACACCUUUGGUUGGUGAUAAAACAAUAGGGUCCUUCCUCUUGUAUGCACUUAAGAACAGGUAUAAGGAAGUGCUCAGCAAGGCCCAUACAGCAACUUUCAUCACUGCUACGAAGCCCCUGACUUUGUUAACCAAAGAAGAAACUCACUUGUGUGAGGCAGCACAGUCCUCAAUGGCAGCCUUCAAGAAAUGGAGAAUCGGAGGCUCUCGAUUUGAAGUUCCUUCUGUUCUUGGGAAGAAGAGAAAACCUUCAGAUUGAUUACCAAUUAUCAGGCCAUUACCGGUAGGUUGGUUGAAUGAUGGAUUUUCUUGGUCUUAUUGCAUCCCAGUAAAAUCAUAGUUGUUCUCUGAGUUUGAGAAGAUCCAUCCAGGAAAAUGCAGCUUUGUAUAAUGCUCUGGUAUUUAUAUGUACUAUUUAGCAAUGUAAUUGGCCUACAUGUACUAUCAAAUUUAUUGGGCUAUACUUUAGGCCCUUAUGCCCUUUAUGUUGAAUUCAGUGUCAUUGGCCAGGUUUUUUGUUACAAAAA
Amaranthus tricolor (Joseph's coat) is the source of this 1629-nucleotide messenger RNA. Its product is annotated as DNA replication complex GINS protein PSF3-like. Lineage: Eukaryota; Viridiplantae; Streptophyta; Magnoliopsida; Caryophyllales; Amaranthaceae. The record is from RefSeq and is a predicted model, not a curated record. The coding region runs from base 801 to 1361 and encodes 186 amino acids. The transcript has 8 exons. Gene Ontology annotation, cellular component: GINS complex. Gene Ontology annotation, biological process: mitotic DNA replication initiation.